CGCCGUCCGUUUCGCGCCGCCGGCCCACGCCGCAGUGUGUGUUGUGGACGGCACCUUCUCAGACAGCCCAGUAGAGCCCAGCUCGGCGCCCGGCAGCCUUCGACGCGAUGUUCCGCCGGAGCUUUAACCGUUUUUGUGCUGGAGAAGAGAAACGAGUUGGUACACGCACAGUAUUUGUUGGCAAUCAUCCAGUUUCAGAAACAGAAGCAUACAUUGCACAAAAAUUUUGUGAUAAUAGAAUAGUCUCAUCUAAGUAUACACUUUGGAAUUUCCUCCCAAAGAAUCUGUUUGAACAGUUUAGAAGAAUUGCAAAUUUUUAUUUUCUCAUCAUUUUCCUUGUACAGGUCACAGUAGACACACCAACUAGCCCAGUUACCAGUGGACUUCCACUUUUCUUUGUUAUAACUGUUACAGCCAUCAAACAGGGAUAUGAGGAUUGGCUGAGGCACAGAGCUGACAAUGAAGUCAACAAGAGCACUGUUUACAUUAUUGAAAAUGCAAAGCGAGUGAGAAAAGAGAGUGAAAAAAUCAAGGUCGGUGAUGUAGUAGAAGUACAGGCAGAUGAAACCUUUCCCUGUGAUCUUAUUCUUCUAUCAUCCUGCACAAUUGAUGGAACCUGUUAUGUUACUACUGCAAGUCUUGAUGGGGAAUCCAAUUGCAAGACACAUUAUGCGGUACGUGACACCAUUGAACUGUGUACAGCCGAAUCCAUUGAUACCCUCAGAGCAGCAAUUGAAUGUGAACAGCCUCAACCUGACCUCUACAAGUUUGUUGGCCGAAUCAGUAUCUAUAGUAAUAGUCUUGAAGCUGUUGCCAGGUCUUUGGGACCUGAAAAUCUCUUGUUGAAAGGAGCUACACUAAAAAAUACCAAGAAGAUAUAUGGAGUUGCUGUUUACACUGGAAUGGAAACCAAAAUGGCAUUGAACUACCAAGGGAAAUCUCAGAAACGUUCUGCUGUUGAAAAAUCCAUUAAUGCCUUCCUGAUUGUGUAUUUAUUUAUCUUACUGACCAAAGCUGCAGUAUGCACUACUCUAAAGUAUGUUUGGCAAAGUACCCCAUAUAACGAUGAACCUUGGUAUAACCAAAAGACCCAGAAAGAGCGGGAGACUUUGAAGGUUUUGAAAAUGUUUACCGACUUCCUGUCAUUUAUGGUUCUGUUCAACUUUAUCAUUCCUGUCUCCAUGUAUGUCACAGUAGAAAUGCAAAAAUUCUUGGGCUCCUUCUUCAUUUCAUGGGAUAAGGACUUUUAUGAUGAAGAAAUCAAUGAAGGAGCCCUGGUUAACACAUCAGACCUUAAUGAAGAACUUGGUCAGGUGGAUUAUGUAUUUACUGAUAAGACUGGAACACUCACUGAAAAUAGCAUGGAAUUCAUUGAAUGCUGCAUAGAUGGGCAUAAGUAUAAAGGUGUAACUCAGGAGGCUGAUGGACUCUCUCAAACUGAUGGACCUUUACCGUAUUUUGACAAAGCAGAUAAGAAUCGAGAAGAGCUCUUUCUGCGUGCCUUGUGUUUAUGUCAUACUGUAGAAAUUAAAACAAAUGAUGCUGUUGAUGGAGUUACAGAAUCAGCUGAAUUAACCUAUAUGUCCUCUUCACCGGAUGAAAUAGCUUUGGUCAAAGGAGCUAAAAGGUAUGGGUUCACGUUUGUAGGAAUGCGGAAUGGUCAUAUGAGAGUAGAGAACCAAAGAAAAGAAAUAGAAGAGUAUGAACUUCUUCACACUUUAAACUUCGAUUCUGUCCGCCGUCGUAUGAGUGUGGUUGUGAAAACUCAAUCAGGAGACAUACUUCUCUUUUGUAAAGGAGCCGACUCAGCAGUUUUCCCCAGGGUGCAAAAUCAUGAAAUUGAGUUAACUAAAGUCCAUGUGGAACGUAACGCAAUGGAUGGGUAUCGGACACUUUGUGUAGCCUUCAAAGAAAUUGCUCCAGAUGAUUAUGAAAGAAUUAACAGACAGCUCGUAGAGGCAAAAAUGGCCUUACAAGACAGAGAAGAAAAAAUGGAAAAGGUUUUUGAUGAGAUUGAGACAAACAUGAAUUUAAUUGGAGCCACUGCAGUGGAAGACAAGCUACAAGAUCAAGCCGCUGAGACCAUUGAAGCCCUGCACGCAGCAGGUCUGAAAGUCUGGGUGCUUACUGGGGACAAGAUGGAGACAGCCAAAUCUACCUGCUAUGCCUGCCGCCUUUUUCAAACCAGCACCGAGCUCUUGGAACUGACCACCAAAACCAUCCAAGAAAGCGAACGGAAAGAAGAUCGAUUACAUGAGUUGUUGAUUGAAUAUCGUAAAAAGUUGCUGCAUGAAUUUCCUAAAAGUACUAGAAGCCUUAAAAAAGCAUGGACAGAACAUCAGGAAUAUGGAUUAAUCAUUGAUGGCUCCACGUUGUCUCUCAUAUUAAAUUCUAGUCAAGACUCUGGUUCUAACAAUUACAAAAGCAUUUUCCUACAAAUUUGUAUGAAGUGCACUGCAGUGCUCUGCUGUCGGAUGGCACCGUUACAGAAAGCCCAGAUUGUGAGAAUGGUGAAGAAUUUAAAAGGCAGCCCAAUAACACUGUCGAUAGGUGAUGGUGCCAAUGAUGUUAGUAUGAUCUUGGAAUCCCAUGUGGGCAUAGGUAUCAAAGGCAAAGAAGGUCGCCAAGCAGCCAGAAAUAGUGAUUAUUCUGUCCCAAAGUUUAAACAUUUAAAGAAACUGCUGUUGGCUCACGGACACCUAUAUUAUGUGAGAAUAGCACACCUUGUACAGUAUUUCUUCUAUAAGAACCUUUGUUUCAUUUUGCCACAAUUUUUGUACCAGUUCUUCUGUGGAUUCUCACAACAGCCACUGUAUGAUGCCGCUUACCUUACAAUGUACAAUAUCUGCUUCACAUCCUUGCCCAUCCUGGCCUACAGUCUACUGGAACAGCACAUCAACAUUGACACUCUGACCUCAGAUCCCCGAUUAUAUAUGAAAAUUUCUGGAAAUGCCAUGCUACAGUUGGGCCCCUUCUUAUAUUGGACAUUUCUGGCUGCAUUUGAAGGAACAGUGUUCUUCUUUGGGACUUAUUUUCUUUUUCAGACUUCAUCCUUAGAAGAAAAUGCAAAGGUAUAUGGAAACUGGACUUUUGGAACCAUUGUUUUUACAGUCUUAGUAUUCACCGUAACUCUGAAGCUCGCCUUGGAUACUCGUUUCUGGACAUGGAUAAACCACUUUGUGAUUUGGGGUUCUUUAGCGUUUUAUGUAUUUUUCUCAUUCUUCUGGGGAGGAAUUAUAUGGCCUUUUCUCAAACAACAGAGAAUGUAUUUUGUAUUUGCUCAAAUGCUGUCUUCUGUAUCCACAUGGUUGGCCAUAGUUCUUCUAAUAUUUAUCAGCCUUUUCCCUGAGAUUCUCCUGAUAGUAUUAAAGAAUGUAAGAAGAAGAAGUGCCAGGAAUCCGAAUCUUGAACUGCCUAUGUUAUUGUCCUACAAGCAUAUUGACAGUGGUUACAGCUAAAAGAAAGCAUGAAGAAGCAACUACAAAAAGUUAUCAUCUCAGGAUACUUGAUAUGCAACAAACUAAACCACUAUCUUAUGUCUAAGGUUCAGAGUAAAUGUCCACUAAGAUACCAAAUGACUCUCUUAAGCAUUUACAGUUAUUGUAAGUAGCCGUUAUGGCCAAAGCUCUAAGUUAUGAAUUAUAUGAAGGUUGAAAGCAAGAAUAUUUAGAAUUUCUGGCUUUAGAUAGAAUAAAAUAACUACCAAAUGGGUGCUCUUUUAACCCAUGAACUCUGAAUGGAUUUAAAUACAAUAGUAUAAAGUAGAAGUCAUGCAAUGGGAAUGAAUAGAUUUUGCUAAUAUUACUUUUUUUGCCUGGCAGAAGAAAUAGGCAAUUUAGAUCACAUUUCUUGUUCCUGCUGAAUGAUAAUGUUAAAUUAUUUUUUUCAACAUGUGAAAGGAAUACUUGAAAAUAUAAGAGGACUAAAUCAGUGCAUCAGAUAGUAGUUAAUCCUUUCUGUUCACCCACAUGCUAAUUUUGUCUUGAUAGAAUAUCCUUGCCAAAAAAUAACUUGAAAGGUGGAAAGAAUGUUAACCCUGGGUAUUUUGGCAAAAAUCAAAAGAAAUUAUUUAUUUUUGUUCUUCUGGAUUACACUUAAUGAGUGUAAGGCUACUAGAUUUGAAAAGAAAGCAUUUCCAAUCAGGAGCUCCUCAAAAUAGUUAAGAUAUAAUAGAUUUUUCCAAUAUUAGUUUUACUGGGAUCUGAGGCAAGAUGGGCAGAACCACAGUUACAUAAAAAUAAAGGCCAUUCUGAACAUCAGUCUUUUAUCAUUUUUUUGUGGAGAGGAAGGAAGAAUAGCUUAAUUUCAAACUGUUAAUGGUUUUUAUUUGAAAGAGGUUGCAUCUGUGCAUAUAUGCAGCACUUUUUUUUUUUUUAACUUGCCGAUUUGGGAGGAGGAAGGGUCCCUGGCACAACUCUGAACAUGAAUGUUGUCUCUCUCAGCAAACUUGGCUAGAGUAAUGGUCUAACUCUAAACCACGAGAUUCACCUUGGUAAAGUCCUUGACUUACUGGACUAGAGGGAGGUUUUAACCUCCUAAGGAGUUCACCUAAAACAUAUAAAUGUGGUGUGUCUUUAUUAAAUGUUAAAAUUAAACACACGCUUUUUUUGGGUAUAAGUGACUACAUUUGACUACUAGAUUGAAAUGGUCUUUUAAAAGGUAUUUUCUUACCAGUUUCCAUUCUUGGUUGUCUUCCUGGCAUGCCUGUACUAUUAGUGUUUCUAUUGUACCUUGAUUUGGAGAAGUAAGUAUUAGAUUCAAUCUAUACCAGUGUAUUUAUAAAGUCCAUAUGGCACAUUUGAUUCUUCCAUUUAUAUUUUGUGUUAAUGUUUAGGUGUAAUUUUUCUUAAAUUUUAGAAAGGACAUAAUUUCAGUUGUCAGAAACCAUUCCAUCAUUACUGACCCUUUUUCAUUAUUUCAUUUGUUCUCAUAUAUCAGUAUUAUUUUUGAGUAUUUUGUUAGGUGGCGUCACACCUUCCUAAGUGUGCUGUGUUCUAGUAGCCUAGUAUUUGGGGCAGUCUGCUGAAAACCAAGUCAGUAUAUUCUUUACCUAUUCCAAAGAGCUACAAAAUCAGACCCAGGAAAGUUUUCGAUGUUUUGUUGUUGUUCUUGUUUUUAUAGUUGUUGCUGUAUUGUUAUUGUUGUUUUACAUAAGAAUUAUAAGGACUGUGAAUACAAAGAGCCGACCUUAAUUAGAGAGGCUUGUUUAAUGCAGACCAUGGAGAUUUGACACGAUCAGAAUAUCUAGGGUAGUGGAAAUAUAACUGGUGGCAUGUGAAAUUCCUUGCAUCCUGGAAGAAAGACAAGGCGGAUUUAGAGUUGUGUCUAAUAAGCUACACAUUACACUGCAGCUCAAAUUCAUGAUGGCAGUGAUGUGUAAUAUCAUGGCCUAGAUCCUUGAGAGGGACCUGACUUUAUUUUUUGAAAGAUAUUUUAUUAGUGAGCAAAACAAUUGGUUAGCGUGGGGUUAGCAGAUGGAAUAACUUGAAGUAAGCCAUCCAGUAUUCCUAUCACUACAAUCUAACCACCUUAUUUUGUGUCAGAGAAGGGGGUAAAAUGUAAUAAUAGGAUCAUAUACCCAUUAUUUGAAUAAUUUCGAACUACAAAACGUCCUUGUAGUUUUCACAGCUGUCCUCCACUGUUUGAGGAUGUUACCUACGAAACUGAAAACAUAAAUUCCAUAUCUACCACAUUUACACCAGCAACAGUAUAAAAUACAAGCCUAAAUUUGCAAAAUCCAUAAUAAUUUAGUGAUGGAAUUUUUUUAAUAACAUGCAGUAUAUAAAUGUAGAUUUUAUGCAAGUGUUGACAAAAUCAUUUUUCAGCUUGCAAAAUGGGACUGCAAUAUUACAUUUUUCACUUCAGCAAUUUUUUACAUCGUUUUUGCUUUCUAUAAUGAAUGUGAAUGCCAUCUUUUAUGAAUGCAACUUGCCUUUUUCAUUACAGAAAUUUUGUUUGAUGUAAUCAAUAAACUUUGGUAUGAUAUGAUUGA
Lagenorhynchus albirostris (white-beaked dolphin) is the source of this 5992-nucleotide messenger RNA. It is a transcript of the gene ATP11C, whose product is annotated as ATPase phospholipid transporting 11C. The transcript is spliced from 29 exons. Lineage: Eukaryota; Metazoa; Chordata; Mammalia; Artiodactyla; Delphinidae. The record is from RefSeq and is a predicted model, not a curated record. Gene Ontology annotation, biological process: phospholipid translocation. Gene Ontology annotation, molecular function: ATP hydrolysis activity; magnesium ion binding; ATP binding. The coding region runs from base 108 to 3458 and encodes 1116 amino acids. Gene Ontology annotation, cellular component: plasma membrane; endoplasmic reticulum; trans-Golgi network.